Marchantia polymorpha subsp. ruderalis is the source of this 1428-nucleotide messenger RNA. The record is from the annotation of a GenBank genome assembly. Lineage: Eukaryota; Viridiplantae; Streptophyta; Marchantiopsida; Marchantiales; Marchantiaceae.
GAGGCGCCUUAACGUCCGCCGGCGCGAAGACAAAUGGCGUUGGAGAGAUCAGAAUGCCGCGCUACGCUGGACUCGGAAGUUCGAACUGGCAGCGGCUGCGGGACUCGAGAGAGAAAUUUGAGUUCAUGAAGGAGGUGCGUUAUGCGAUGUGGACGCGUCCAAGUAAGCACUGCGAUUACGUGGACGUGGUUUGGGAUUGCCACGAGCCGCCAUGUGGCUGGCAUGCUCCUCCGACGGGCCCUCUCUCGCCAACACUCUCUCGAGCGCUCUCGACGUCCGGCGCCCGACGCCUUCUAGACCGCUCCGGGUCCGCGCGUCGCCACAAGCUCGUGCUAUAUAGCCCCCGUCUCUUCCGACGGCAGCUAUCCUGAUUUCAUUCGCUUCUUGCCUUCUUUUCUCACACAACCUCAAGCAUUCUUCACAGCGCGCUUCCUGAGACACUCACUGCGGUUCUGAUCCUAGUCUUCGACAAUGCCGGGAGGUUUGAGCCUCGGGGAUGUGAUUCCCAACAUCACUUCGGAUUCCACUCAUGGAAAGAUCUCUCUUCAUGAUUACAUCGGCGACGGCUGGCUCAUCGUCUUCUCGCAUCCAGGAGACUUCACCCCUGUAUGUACAACUGAGCUGGGAAAGGUGGCCCAAAUGCAGCCAGAAUUUGAGAAGCGAGGAGUGAAGUUGUUGGGUCUGUCCACAGAUUCCGUCGAGGAUCACCAGGGCUGGAUAUCGGACAUAGAGUCUUACUCGCCAUCCGCUGUCAAGUAUCCCAUCCUUGCAGAUGAGGAUCGGAAGUUGACCGUGGAGCUCAACAUGCUGGACCCAGACGAGAAGGGCCCUGAUGGCAAGCCUCUGGCAUCCCGAGCCCUGCACAUUAUCGGCCCCGACAAAAGACUGAAGUUGAGCUUUCUCUAUCCUGGAACGACCGGUCGCAACUUCGACGAAGUUUUACGAUGUGUGGACUCUCUGCAGCUUGCCGCGAAGCACAGAAUCGCAACCCCCGUGAACUGGCAGAAAGGAGAUGAUGUUGUCAUUUCUCCAUCAGUCUCUGAUGAGGAUGCAAAGAAACAGUUUCCUCAGGGAUGGAACACAGUCAACCUGCCGUCUGGCAAGCCAUACUUGAGGAUGACUAAGAUCGAGUGAUUUUCAACUGCGAUGGUACACGUGUGCAUAGAUCGGGCCUUUUGAUGGAAGACUGUCACGAAAAGUAGACACCUAGGAUGACUGUAGUACACAUGUUUUGCUGGAAAAUAAUAUUAGCGUCUUGUACGUCUAUGGUCAUUAGGUUCUCAAGUGGUGAUAAGAAUAGUCCUAAGCGGCAUCUUCCACUCUUUAUACGAGUGUGAUAGAACUUAGACGUUAUGACUACUUUACUGUGUAAGAGAUUGUAAACACAUUUUCUUUAUAAUAUAACCAUUUUUGGAAGAUUUUAUAUUC